Molecule: messenger RNA, 1197 nt
Organism: Aricia agestis (brown argus)
Lineage: Eukaryota; Metazoa; Arthropoda; Insecta; Lepidoptera; Lycaenidae
Exons: 2
Coding region: 1-1197 (398 amino acids)
Molecular function (GO): catalytic activity
Source: RefSeq, a predicted model, not a curated record
AUGCCUGGACAUUUGGGUUUCCUUCAAGGCAAUGGAAACCACUCCGCCGCGGCCCAGGAUCUCUUCCUGCAGUCGAUGGCGGAGUGGCAUGUCGAUGUGGCGGUAUUGGCGGAGCCGUAUUGUGUCCCUCCUCAGCCACAUUGGGCUGGGGAUGAUCAGGGCUCCGUCGCUAUUUUGGUGCGGCCUGGCGCUGGCCCCCCCCUCAUACCCAGAAUGAGGGGUCCCGGGUACGUGGUGGCGGUUUGGGGGGAGUACGCCAUAAUAGGGGUCUACUUCUCCCCAAACCGUAAUUUAGCCGCCCUAGAGCAGUUCCUCGAUGCUCUAGGGCCGCUAAUUAGAAGGCUAGCCCCUCUCCCAGUAAUUGUGGCAGGGGACUUCAACGCCAAGUCCUCGGCGUGGGGUUCCCCUGUCACUGAUCCGAAGGGGAGAGAGGUGGAGGAGUGGGCUUUGGCCUCGGGACUGUCCCUUCUUAACACAGGAGCAGUCCCGACCUGCGUCCGGCGGACGGGCGGUUCAGUGGUGGACCUUUCGUUCGCCACUCCCGCCGUCGCGCGCAGGGUGGAGAGGUGGAGGGUGGUGACGGAGGUGGAGACACUCUCGGACCAUCGCUACAUACGGUUCGAGGUGUCUUCGGCCUCCGCAUCGAGUCCAGCAUCGCGCUUCGGGGGACGUAGUGAGUUCCCGCGUUGGGCUCUCUCAAAGCUCAACCGGGAACUGGCGGAGGAGGCGGCCAUCGUCGGCUGUUGGAGUCUUCCGCCCUCUGAGGGAAUGGGGGUAGACGAAUUGGCGGGCUGUUUUGGCAACGUGCUCACUAGCAUCUGCCGAGCAGCCAUGCCUAGAGUGCGGGGUCGCCCCCCACCCCGGAGGGCUGUCUACUGGUGGUCGACGGAGUUGGCUGACCUUCGCGCCGCCUGCAAUGCUGCGCGUCGCGCAUAUACUCGCAGCAGGCGGCGCCGUCCCCAGGAUGAGGAGCGCGAUGGCCGGUUGUAUAGGGUCUACCGGGCGAAAAGGGAGAUCUUGCAGCUGGCCAUCAGUCGGGCCAAGGAGCGAGCGUGGCUGGAGUUGGUGGAGGGGAUUGACAAUGACCCCUGGGGCCGACCGUAUAAAAGGGCGCGAGACAAACUUCGCGCCCAGUCGGCCCCGUUAACGCAGACACUCCAGCCACAAGAUUCGCUCCUCCGCGAAUGGCUCCACUGA